Messenger RNA from Lepisosteus oculatus (spotted gar), 8393 nucleotides. It is a transcript of the gene map3k1, whose product is annotated as mitogen-activated protein kinase kinase kinase 1, E3 ubiquitin protein ligase. Gene Ontology annotation, biological process: protein phosphorylation. Gene Ontology annotation, molecular function: protein kinase activity; ATP binding; zinc ion binding. Lineage: Eukaryota; Metazoa; Chordata; Actinopteri; Semionotiformes; Lepisosteidae. The record is from RefSeq and is a predicted model, not a curated record.
GUAGCAUUUGAUUUCCCCAAGUUAGUUGUCCACCACCAGGUGUACUGGGUUUACCAAGUAUAAGGGUUUUGUUGUGUAAAGCAGAAAACAUCCCAUGCUCAACAAACAAAAAGUAAUUGUUUAUCCACAUGUUGUUAGGCUCUUUACAACCCCUAGGCAGGUUUAUCUUUACUAUAUAAUAUAUAAAUUACUAGUACAAUACAUUUGGUUGUGGAUAUUUUGGCUGGAUAUCCUAUCAUCAUGCAGGCUUGGGUGGCAAUAUACGGUGCCUCCUAAGAGUAUCGGUGCAUUUCCCCAUACAGUCCUUUUCCGAUAUCAGUGACACUAUACACUGUAUAAAAUGUAAUAGUGGUUAGUGUGGACAAAAGGGGCAUACAGCUGUUACCACAGGCUAAAGGAGAAAGGUAGUUUGGUCAGACAACAAAUAUCUUUGCGCGCAACCUUCCGUCAAUAACUAUUUCUAUCUGUGGUACUUCCACAUACUGAACCAAGUCUGCCUUUUCUGUUUGUAAGUUUGUUAAUCUAAAUGGGAAAGAUGGUGGGUAUUUUAUCCUGAAUACAAUGUACCAGCUGUCAGGAACAACAGGUGAAAUUCGUUUGGUAAGCGUUUGAGUUUUAAAAUUGGAAUGGAUUAUUAUAUCACGACUUGAAAAAUGACUAAUCUUCAUAACAUUGGCCUUUUGAAUUCUAAAAAUCAGAAAAUGUUCACUCUCCGUCCCACUUUAUGAUAUCAGCUGAUUUACAGUGACUGCAUAUUCUUCAGAGACUAAACGACAGGUGAAAUCGAAAAUGACACAGGUAACUAACAGUAUACCAAUGAAAUUCUUAGUACAGGUGUAAAAACAUUAAGCACCAUAAAAAUACGAAAAUAAAAUGAAUAAAUCUGUUUUUAUUUGAAUAUGGUCUCCAACUAGAUACUCAUCACAUUUGUAACACCAAUCCACAAACAUUAAAAUGUUACCUACUAACGAAUUUGUAUUACUCUUAUAACGGCAAUUAUUUUUUACAUUUUAACUAAGCUUUAGAACUGGUGAACGUGAGCAUGUCCUCGAUUUAGUAAAUACUUUAGCUUCACGGAAUAAAGGCAAACAGAACGAAUGGCAAGGAGAAAACCCAAUACGGUAAGCAUAUCAGAUUGUAACUUUUUUUUGGCUAUUUAUAACAUUACUCCAGCCUUAGUAACUCGGGUGUCUCACUUUUUAAAGCCCAUAAGCAGCAAUCUUUAGCUACGCAAAGCACGCUGCCCCAGCUCCGCCGUUUGCGGUAGUGUGUAAACACCAGCAGCUCUCUCGCUCCUCCUCUCCACCUCUCCUCCCCCAGUUCCCUCCACUCCCUCUCCCAAAGAGCCUGAAUGAUAAACUCCGGGACAGAAAAUGGCGGCGGCGGGGAGCCGGACCUCGUCGUCGGGAAUAGCAGAGUUAAAUAACGGCAGUGGCGUCGGCAGUCCUUCUCAGGGCACCUCCAGCACGGCUGGUCUUCCGAGCAGCCUCGGGCCGGCGAAGAGCGGCUGCGGCGGGGAAAACCCUCAGUGGAGACGCAGGGAGCUGCGGAAAGUGAGGAGUGUAGAUCUGGACAAGCCCGAGUCGCUGCUGCUGUCUCCCGAGACCGGGACUGCUCCGAUAUCGGCGCAGCUGCACUUCUUGUCGAUUUCUACUCCCGGUGGGAUCCAGGCGACCCUCCUGCAACCCAGCCAGCCGGCUCCGCAGAGCAACUCGCUGCACAGCCGCCCCGUGUCGGACAGCUCGGGUCACGCCGGCGGCUUGUGCGCUGCCGCCGCUCUGGAAUUGCUGAGCAUCUCCACUCGUGGGAGCUGCGGCAACCACAAUGCAGACUGUGGUGCCACGGGGGCUUCACUGGACAUGAUCUCUUCACCACAUAGCCGUGACAUGGAGAAUAAGGAUACCCCCAGGGGCCUGCAGAAGAUGGACGACCGCCCGGAAGAGCGGAUGAUCCGGGAGAAGCUGAAGGCCACGUGCAUGCCGGCCUGGAAGCACGAGUGGCUGGAGAGGCGAAGCAGGAGAGGGCCAGUGGUCGUAAAACCCGUUCCGCUGAGGCCGGACGGCAGUGAGGCUGGCAAGCAGGGCUCAGACGUCCUGAGCGAGUCGCAGGCCGCCGCGUCCCUGCAGGCCAGGGGCAGACGAAGCCCCUCUCCCAGCUCCUCCUCCUCUUCCUCCUCCUGCAAGACCGGCUUCAAGUCGGAGUCUCCUGGCGUGCGCAGGAAGAGGGUGUCUCCAGUACCUUUCCAGAGUGGGCGCGUCACCCCACCCAGGAGGGCUCCCUCUCCAGACGGCUUCUCUCCCUACAGUCCCGAGGAGACAACCCGCAGAGUCAACAAAGUCAUGAGGGCACGACUGUACCUGCUGCAGCAGAUCGGACCCAAUUCCUUCCUCAUUGGCGGAGACAGCCCUGACAACAAAUACAGGGUGUUUAUUGGUCCUCAGACCUGCAGCUGUGGCCGAGGGACGUUCUGUAUCCACGUCCUCUUCGUGAUGCUGAGGGUGUUCCAGCUCGAGCCCUCCGACCCCAUGCUGUGGAGAAAAACUCUGAAAAACUUUGAGGUGGAGAGCUUAUUUCAGAAGUAUCACAAUCGGCGUAGCUCACGAAUCAAAGCUCCCUCUCGCAAUACAAUCCAGAAGUUUGUGUCCCGUAUGUCCAAUUCUCACACGUCUUCCUCGUCCAGUAAUUCAACAUCAAGCAAUGAGAACAGCAUGAAGGAUGAAGAAGAGCAGAUGUGUCCUAUAUGUUUGCUGGACAUGCUAGAUGAAGAGAGUUUAACAGUCUGUGAAGAAGGGUGCAGGAACAAGCUUCAUCAUCACUGCAUGUCUAUCUGGGCUGAAGAAUGUAGACGGAACCGUGAAACAUUGAUCUGUCCCCUUUGCAGAGCCAAGUGGAAAUCACAUGAUUUUUACAGCCAUGAUUCAUCCAGCACUCUGGACAGUGCUGCACUUCGACAGGGUCACAAUCAGUCUCUUCAACACCAGCACUCGCCUCACACUGAUGCCCAGAGGAGAGUGCAGGAGAGUGACUUCAACUUGCCUCACUAUGGCGUGCAGCAGAUUCCCCUAACAUACAAAGAGCUGGCAGAGCCCUGGAUUAAGGUGUUUGGAAUGGAACUGGUCGGCUGCCUGUUCUCCAGGAACUGGAACAUCCGGGAGAUGGCCCUCCGGCGGCUGUCCCACGACGUCAGUGGCGCGCUGCUGCUGGCCAACGGCGAGCGCACAGCCACCUCCAGCUCUGCCGCUGGGAGCGGCCAGGGGGCAGCCGCCGCCCACACAGCGGCCGGCGCCUCUCCGGGCGAAGUCUCCGGGGACGUGGUGGUGGAGUCGUGCUGCUCGGUGCUCUCCAUGGUGUGUGCCGACCCAGUCUACAAAGUCUAUGUCGCUGCACUGAAAACGUUAAGAGCCAUGCUGGUUUAUACUCCCUGCCACACACUGUCAGAGAGAAGCCGACUGCAGCAGCUCCUCAGGCCUGUGGUGGAAACCAUACUGGUGAAAUGUGCAGAUGCUAACAGUCGCACAAGUCAGCUGUCAGUUUCCACACUGUUAGAGCUGUGUAAAGGUCAGGUUGGAGAACUGGCAGUUGGCAGAGAAAUCCUCAAAGCAGGAUCCAUAGGUAUUGGAGGCGUGGACUAUGUCUUAAACUGUAUCCUGGGGUCCCAGACUGAAGCAAACAAUUGGCAGGCACUACUGGGACGCCUCUGCCUGAUUGACAGGCUUUUACUGGAAUUUCCUGCUGAAUUUUAUCCCCAUAUUGUUUCCAAUGGGGAGAGUCAACAGUCAGAGACACUCGUGGAAAGAUAUCAGAAGUUGUUAUCUCUCCUGAGUUUUGCACUGCAGUCCAUUGACAAUUCCCACUCUAUGGUCGGCAAGCUGUCCCGGAGGGUUUUCCUGAGUGCGGCAAGAAUGGUCGCCAGGGUGCCUCACGUGUUUGUGAAACUCUUGGACAUGCUGAGUGUCACCAGCUCCACGCACUAUGCACGCAUGAGGCGGCGCUUGAUGGCCAUAGCGGAAGAGAUGGACAUCAUAGAAGCCAUUCAGUUGGGCAUGGAAGAUGUUCCCACUGGAGAGGGACGACACAAUGAAUUUGUAGAGCCUGCAGCCCCCCAAAACUCGCCAAAUGUCACAGAAAACAAUACCCCCGCUCACACAGUGCAGUUGUGUGGGAGGAGUCCCAGAGGCCUGGCCGACCUCAAACCUGGAAUCAGUCCAGAGGACAUCACAGAACGGCUGGCUGGGAUUUCUGUGGGGCUUCCAGGGCCAAGUGCCACCGCUGAGCAGCCAAAGGCUCCAAUUCAGGCAAAGACCAGGCCUCUAAGUCAGUGUCUGAACUCCCCCUCAUCAAAUCAGUCCCCAAGUCCAUUCCCAACUCUUCCCUCUCCCUCUGCCUCUCACCCUCCACCGUUCCCUGUAAAUGAGAACUGUAAGGUAAGACCUCAGGGCUUCGUCCAGGGCAAACUGGCCUCAGCGUCCCCCGGCUCCCAGCGCAAGUUUCUCCAAGUCCAGAAGGGCACACAAGCACACAGAGAACCUGAAAAACUGUCCCCCAUUUUCACCCAGGCAAGGCCCCUGCCUACCACCCAGAUCCAUAGACCAAAACCCUCCCGCCCCUCCCCAGGCGAUGGAGGGAAGCAGCUCUGUGAAGCUGCGAAAAGCAGCCUGAAGCUAGACCUGAAAGACGCCUUGCAAGGUGAGAGCAGCGGCGCACUGAUCCCCAGCGAGGACACGGUCUUCACCCCCGUGGAGGACAAGUACCUCCGCCUAGACACCUCGGCAGAGCUCAACUCCAGUAUGGAGGACCUGCUGGAGGCCUCCAUCACCCCCAGUGACAGCACGGUCACCUUCAGGUCCGAGGUGGCAGUGCUGUCCCCCGAGCGGGCCGGCACUGACGAUGCCUACGCCGACGACAUGGACCAGAACCAGAAGUGCAAGGAGAAGAUGGAGGCCGAGGAAGAGGAGGCUCUGGCCAUCGUUAUGGCCAUGUCGGCAUCCCAGGACGCAUUACCCACAAUUCCACAGCUCCAGGUUGACAAAGGAGAGGAUGUUAUCAUUAUCCAGGUGGACACCCCAGAGACUCUGCCUGGACAUACCAAAGCAAAGUACCCCUACAGAGAGGGGGUAGAAUGGCUCAAAGGGCAGCAGAUCGGCCUUGGAGCAUUCUCAUCUUGUUACCAGGCUCAAGAUGUGGGGACUGGCACACUGAUGGCCGUCAAACAGGUGACCUAUGUCCGGAACACAUCCUCGGAGCAGGAAGAGGUUGUAGAAGCUUUAAGAGAAGAGAUCCGGAUGAUGAGCCACCUCGAUCACCCCAACAUCAUUCGCAUGCUUGGCGCCACCUGCGAGAAGAACAACUACAACCUGUUUGUGGAGUGGAUGGCAGGUGGCUCAGUUUCUCAUUUACUGAACAAGUAUGGCGCCUUCAAGGAACCGGUGAUAAUCAACUACACAGAGCAGCUGCUGCGUGGCCUCGCUUACCUGCACGAGAACCAGAUUAUUCACAGAGACAUCAAAGGUGCCAACCUGCUGAUUGACAGCACAGGGCAGAGGCUACGGAUAGCUGACUUUGGAGCUGCUGCCAGGCUGGCAUCAAAGGGCACUGGAGCGGGGGAGUUUCAGGGCCAGCUGCUAGGAACAAUUGCCUUUAUGGCUCCAGAGGUGCUGCGGGGCCAGCAGUACGGCCGGAGCUGCGACGUGUGGAGCGUUGGCUGCGCCAUCAUAGAGAUGUCCUGCGCGAAGCCUCCCUGGAACGCCGAGAAGCACUCAAACCACCUGGCCCUGAUUUUCAAGAUUGCCAGCGCCACGUGUGCGCCGACGAUUCCAGCCCACCUGACCCCGGGGCUGCGGGACGUGACCCUGCGGUGUCUGGAGCUGCAGCCGGCAGACCGGCCUCCCUCGCGGGAGCUGCUCAAGCACCCCGUCUUCCGCCUCAGCUGGUAGAGGGACGGGCCCAGGCGAAGAGCAGCCUCCGCGCCAAAAUACUACUGAAGGCAAGGAAUGCCAGACUGUGGCCUUGGGGUGCUUCCAAGCGCCGUAUGAGCCUUAAAAUCAGCGAUGGAUGCGGGGGCCCCAACGGGCCCCUUGCGUGACGGCCAGAAACUGCUGUAACUUAGCUCGAAUAAGCUGCGAGACCUGUUCGAGAGAGACUUUUAGGAGGGUGACAUUGGUCUUUGCUGACCAGCGUUUAUCUUAGGCCGAAGCCUUUUUUGUAAUCAAAAGAAAAUACAUUCUGUAAGGGCAAUUCCUUGGCAAACCUUUUUAGUUUAGAGCACUUUUGCAGCCAUAUUAAUAAAUCUGAGGUCUAAAUCUUUCAAAUGUUGAACCCUGAUCGAGAACGUUUGCAUACAUUUGACAUUGGAAUAUAGUGCUUGCAGAACAUUGUUCAGACGUGUAGGGUAUAAUGUUCUUUCGUACAGUUCAGAGUACAUCACUGUCCAUCCUUUUAUUUGUUGCAUUUUUAGGAAAUAAGGCCUUAAAUGGUUCUUUUUAGUGUUAAAAUCAUCUGGUUUUAUGUAUACCACUUAUUUUAAAUGUGAUCAUAUACAUAGUCGAGUUGUGCGUUUUACUGUUUUGGCUAUUACACCUGGUUUUGUAAAUGGAAUUUUUUCAGGGAUGGGGUAUUCUGAGAUACGUGCUCUUUAAGAAUGCUGAAUGUGAAAGACAAAGUUUCAAAGAUGUUCUUUACUGUCUGGAGGUUUAUAUAGAACAAAUCCCUUUUUUUGUAUGUAUGAAUACAUAAUAUAAAAAAUGCAUUUAUACUUUUGAGUGUUACUUGGAUCCUGUUUAUCAAAGCUAGCCUUUGAACUUGAGACCGUUUUAUGUAAUUUGGAGUUUGAGGCUAGGAUUUUUAAGUCAGGUUGCAGUAAUCAUCCUGCUGUUUUUAUAGAUCUCACUGUUACAUUUGAGCCUUGUCGAGUUAACAAUUGACUUAUUUAGAUGUCAUUUUAAACGUUUAUGAAAGCAAUCUUUAACAUAAUAGUUUAAAUCAGAUACUCUUCCUACUGUUAAAAUACAUGUCAUUUUACUUUGGUGCUGUUUCUCCUGAGUAUACUACUACUUUAGUUUAAUGUUGAUUGCUAUUGACCAUUUCACACCCUUUAAGAAACAUCAGCCCAAUGUGUUUAGAAAUAGUUCAGUAUUUCACCAAAACAUUGUUCAUAUAGUGUGGUUUCAGUGCUUCGCUGAAAACAAUGCCACAUUAUUGGGGAAAAAAAAACUUUUUGGCAAAGAAAUUGCUGGGUACAGUAUUUGAAGUAAAUUACAAUACUUUUUUGACAUCUUUUCAUUGACAUUUUUUAGCAUACAUUGCUAGGAUAUAGAGCAUGUUCCUAAAUCAUUUUGUCUAAAGUUUAACUCUUCAAGUAUUGUUCUAAUUGUAAUCUGUUUAGGGAAAAAAUCUAAUGGUGCUUGAUCGGUUUUCAUUGAGAACACAAAAGUGAGUACUUCAUUGGUUUUGUUUUUGGAACCUCUAGUGAAAUUAAGGGGGCAAUAAUAUAUUUUAUAUAAUUGAAAAGCAAAGUCACAAUUUUCUAUAGAAAAUUGAAAGUUUUAUGCAAAUUUCUAUUUCUGUAUGUUGAGAACAAGCUGACAAAGCUUGAAGAGUUAAAAUGUAAAUGUGAAGUUUGGUAGCUAAACUUAUUGUACUUGACCUGUUCUUUUGUACAACUAUUUUCAAAAUACUGAAGUUUUUGUUUUUUUUUUUUUUGCUUUGGGUAAUCGUUUUAUCUUAAAAUCUUUCUGUAUGAGCUUUAAAUUUAUGCACUCUCGCCAUUUUUAUAUACUGGAAAAAUGUUAUUUCUGGCAGAUUCUUAAAACUGAUGAACCUCAGCUAAUCAGUAUUACUUCAUUUUUAUGCCUGUGAUUAUUUUAAAUCAUGUUGCCUUUGACUUCUCUUUGUGUCUGCUUGUUUCCCUCAAUUUGCUGGUCUAUGUGAUAUUUUUUUUAUUUUCAAUGAAGAUGCGAUGUGAUCUUAUUUGCUUUUUGGAUCGGAGCUGGACUGAAAUUUUCAUGUAUAAUUAUUAUUUGUGCUGUUUCUGUAUUACUUGGUACUUUCUUUAUUUGUAAAUAACGUCUAUUGCUGUUUUAUUCCAGUCUCUACUACCUCAGGUGUCCUAUAGAUUUUCUUCUACCAAAGUUCACUUUCACAAUAUAUAUGCUAUGUGACUAUUUUUCUGAAGAUUUCCAGGGCUUAAGGGCUAACGUCUAUUAGCACCUUACUGUGCAAGCAAGAAAUCUCUGGGUUAAGAAAAAAAUUGGCUUAAAUGUAUCCUUUGUAAUUUUAAGUAUAUCAAGAUAUUUUAAUUAUUAUGAAGUUUUUACCCCAUUUGAAGCAUUUUAUAGCAUAAUUUGAACUUUAUUUUGGUGUAUGUCUUUAUAGUAAAUAAAAGAUUUUGGACAAAC